This is a messenger RNA of Fundulus heteroclitus (mummichog), 5114 nucleotides long. RefSeq names its product EH domain binding protein 1-like 1b (gene ehbp1l1b). The transcript is spliced from 23 exons. The record is from RefSeq and is a predicted model, not a curated record. Gene Ontology annotation, molecular function: protein binding. The coding region runs from base 729 to 4196 and encodes 1155 amino acids. NCBI's taxonomy places the organism in Eukaryota, Metazoa, Chordata, Actinopteri, Cyprinodontiformes, Fundulidae.
AGAGCUUUGCUACAAACCAGGGACAGGAUUUGCCAAUGCACGAUUCUCACUCUCACAGCCUGCAAAGAAAUUAGACUUUGCAGAGUUGAUUAUUUGAAAUGAAGCCAGAUAAGGCUGUUCCAAAGAUACUAAGAGUCAGGUUCAAAGUCUGCUGGUAUGACAGGGAGAUUAAGGACUUUGCAUAGCCUACUGCCGCAUCAACAUACACGCUUUGCAUGUCCUCUCUCUCUCUCUCUCUCUUUUUUUUUCUCUCUCUCUCGCUUUCUCUGCGACUGCGGCUGCCAGACAGAAAAAAGGGAGGGUUGACUGAGUCAGGAGGAAGCAGAUCUGUGUUACAACAACCCUGGGUGAAGUGAACUGCGCUGCCUCCAUGUGGAUUGCAGCCAAAGAGCGAGAGACAAGCUCUCUGUGAGAGCUCCUGCAGUUGUUUAGUUGGACAUUUUUUUUAAAGAUUGGUUGGGAAAUCGUUUUUUUGCUCAAGCCUGUUUUUUUCCCUUCCUUUUCUUCUGUUGUCUAAGUUUACAUCAGGGCAUUUCGUGUUUAGCGUGCGUGCACUUCGAGGUAUUGCAAAUGAGCGCAAGUCGCAGCUUGUGCGAGUUUCAUCAGCGGCGGAUGAAGAGGAGGCAAACCCUCUUCUAGACAGAAAAGAAAAAGAAACCCAGAACCAGUGGGUAAAAGUUGGAUUAUUCUUCUCUUCCUGGGUGUAGGACUCUUUACCAACAAAGGCGAUGACUUCGGUGUGGAAACGACUCCAGCGAGUUGGGAAAAAGGCUUCAAAGUUCCAGUUUAUCGCUUCUUAUCAGGAACUUACUUUGGAGUGCACAAAGAAAUGGCAACCAGACAAGCUGAGAGUGGUGUGGACCAGGAGGAACAGGCGCAUGUGCUCCAAGCUCCACAGUUGGCAGCCUGGGAUCAAGAACCCCUACAGGGGAAUGGUGGUGUGGCCUGUUCCAGAAAACAUCGACAUCUCUGUUACACUAUUCAAGGAACCCAACACGGAUGAGUUUGAGGACAAAGAAUGGACAUUUGUGCUUGAGGGUGAGAACAAAGGUCACCGUAAGGUGCUAGCAUCUGCUGACAUCAACCUGAAGCGCUUUGCCAGUCCCACGCCAACCCAGACGGACCUGACUCUGAAGCUGAAGCCACUGUCAGUCAAAGUGGUGGAGGCUGAGCUCAAGCUGUCGCUGUCCUGUGUCUUUAUCCGAGAAGGAAAAGCAACUGAUGAAGACAUGCAGAGUCUUGCCAGCCUCAUGAGUGUCAAGCCCGCCGAUAUUGGCAACCUGGACGACUUCAAUGAGAGCGAUGAAGAGGAGGACAGGAAGUCGAUCACUGCUGCAGCCGUUGCUCACACCCUGACCCGUCCAAACCGUCCGGCUCCCCCUCCGCCUGACACACGAACUUCCACUGCAGCCACUCUUCCAGCUUCAGGCUCGCCGUUCCCUGUUCCUCAGGUGGAUAAAGAGACCACUCUAAACCCAGUGAUCCAAGACAAAACCUCUCCUAAAGGCAUCCAGGCUGACACAAACAGAAGAACCUCAGAACAGUCAAGGCUGCUUAUCAAAGAGAGCAAAGCUGGAAAGACCAGUUCACCCUCAGAAGAAUCUACCAAGUUGGAGACUCUUGUAACCCAGCAGCACCAAACAACAGCGGCAGAAGAUUCAGAAAUACAUUUAGAAUCACCAAAACCGGUUCCAGAAGAGCCUAAAGAGCCGGAGAGACCCGCUGUCCAACCUGCAACCCCUCCUGAGCCUUCCCCAAAACCAUCUGGAGAGUGGACAGAUUCGUUGCCCCCGAAACCAAAACGAGACCUGCGGCGGGAGCAGGACGUCCAGCCGUCGGCUGAACCGCAACAGGACGGAGGAGACGAGAAGAAACCGGCUGAAGACGUCGAUCGGGGGAGCCUCGUGAUCAACGAGGAACCGGCGUGCCGCGUAGAGAACAAACUGUGGGCAGCCGUGGAGGAGACCACGGCGGAGACGGGAGUGCAAAGGGCGACAGGAAGCACUGAAAGUCCCGCCCUGCAGGAGGAGGAAGAGAGUGUAGCUGGGGGCGCCCAGCAGUGUGCAAAGGGCGAUGUGUGUGUUGCAGAGGAGCAGAAGGAGACAUCUGCUGGCUUCAUGUCAGCGAUGUUUGGGGUGAUCCACAGAGGCCAAGGCCACCCAUCUCCUGCUGUGGCCCAGAAGCCUUCAUCAGCCUCCUCAACUGAACAAACCCCUAAUCAUAGCUUUGAUGCGAAGCAGCAAAAUAAACCACCUGUCCAGACUGGCUCUCAGCCUCCUGACCCUCUUGUCAUAAGUCAGAUGAAGGAAGCACAAAUUCCAGACAAACAACCGGUGGAAAAAAAGAGCGACGGGGUUCUUAAAACUGAUUAUAGUCUGAAGGGAACAGGAUUUGUUCAACCCACGUUGGUGCCUAUAACCCCCACUGGCAUCAGCAUCAGCAAGAUAGAUGAGACAGAAAUGCCCUCGCAUUUGCAAAGCAGUCUUGAACUGAGGUCUGAAGAUGACCAGAAGAUCCCCGGUUUAACCAACAACCUCUCCAGAGAGCAGCAACUCCAAGAGGAGGAAAUGCUUUUACUGGCUAAGAUUCGGCAGAUGUCUGGCGACGCGUCGCCUGUCGGUGCGUCUCGUGCCAUGAAGCGCCUCAUUCCCACUCCUGGUGAUAUUGAGAGCAGUGCUACGGAGAGAGGAAGCCGUUCAAACCCCCCCGCUGACAUUACUGAUCACAGUCAGCCCUUGGUUAUUACCUGCUCCAGUCCUCGGCAGGAAAUAAGACUAAGUGACACAGAAGAGCCGCAUGGAGAGGAUGAAGUGACAAAACACAAGAAAACGGACCUGCCUGACGGUGGACCAGAGAAACAAUCGUCUCAGUCCAACGCGCAUACCGUCGUUUCCCCACAUCAGUGCGAGAUCAAGAACUCUCGGCUUCCGACGUUACCAGAGGAAGAAGCGCCAGAGCUCAGGGCCACUGAUCCAGUGCCAGGGGUCACCGAGGUGGACGGGAAGGAUGACACUGAGGACCUUGUGAACUCCAGCCAGUCGCUGCUCCAGUGGUGUCAGAGCGUCACCACCAAGUACCAGGGUGUGAAGGUCACAAACUUCAGCACAUCCUGGAGAAACGGCCUGGCCUUCUGCGCCAUACUGCAUCACUUUCAUCCAGACAAAAUAGAUUUUGAACAUUUGGAUCCCCAUGACAUCAAGUUAAACAAUAAGAAGGCGUUCGACGGCUUCGAGGCGCUGGGGAUCUCUCGUCUGCUGGAGCCAUCCGACAUGGUCCUCCUGUCCGUCCCGGACCGGCUCAUUGUUAUGACCUACCUCAGCCAAAUUCGCUCCCACUUCACCAACCAGGAGCUGAGCGUACUGCAGAUCGAGCACAACAGCAGUCAGUCCAGUUACGGGCUCGCUCCGUCGGGUCCUGCUCCCACCAACGUCGACGCCGCGGCCUUCUGCAUGGCCAGGCUGAACGAAGGGGUCAGUCUAGAGGAAGGAGGGAGCAACACGCUGGUGGUGCCGCCGCCCAGAACCAAACGGACUGUUAAAGUGGAAGAGUCAAGAAUCCCAGUCCCACCCCCAAGAUCGCUAACCAAAGCUGCCAAAUCUGAACAGGAUGAAGAUGCUAAAUCUGCCACUGAAAACGCUAAUAACUCAGAGCUGCAGAGUGCAGAUAACACCCAACCUCCUAAACAAGAAGAAACAAUGUACAUGCAGGACACCAGUCAGUAUGUCUUGAGCGAACUGGCGGUGCUGGAGACGGAGCAGAAGCACAUCGACAGCAGAGCAGCGGUCGUAGAGAGACGACUACGAAGCCUCAUGGAAACAGGGAGUGAUCGUGAUGAAGAGGAGAGGCUGAUACAGGAAUGGUUCACUUUGGUGAACAAGAAGAACGCUCUGAUACGCCGACAGGAUAACCUGGAACUAUUACAAGAGGAGCAGGAUCUGGAGAGGAGAUUCGAGCUUCUCACUAGAGAACUGCGGGUCAUGAUGGCUAUAGAAGACUGGCAGAAGACAUCCACUCAGCAGCAGAGGGAGCAGCUGCUUCUCCAGGAACUGGUGUCACUGGUCAACCAGCGGGAUGAGAUCAUUAGAGACAUUGAUGACAAAGAAAAACGUGCUCGGGAGGAGGACGAGCGACUGGAGCGAGGGCUGGAGAUGAGGAGGAGGAAAUUCAGCAACAAGGAAAAAUGUGUGCUGCAGUAAAAAGGACAAGCACAAACCGGAUUUGUAACUGAAUCCCUAAGCCCCAACAGAGUAUUUUCCUUGAAUGUAAAGAAGUUAAAAUACAAAGAUAUCGGCAGGAACUCUGGGGAUUUCAAGUGCCUUUUUCUCCCUAGAAAAUUGCUGUAAGCCUGAUGCUGAAAAACGUUUCUCUGAAUGUGAUGUGUGUGUUUUAGUAGUUGUUGAUUCCUUUUAUUGGUUUUUUAUUUAUUAAAAUCGCGUGUCGUCUUGUCAGACAUUUAUUGCACAUAUGGUGUUUUUCAUGUGUUGUGUAUGUGUUUUAGACAUUAUUCAGUAUUCACACACCAGCUGUUCAUCUGUUUUAUUUUAAAGGUUUUUUGUUAUGCUGUGUAUUUAUCUUCUGUGCCUUAAUAGAAAGUUCUCCAUGUUUAGGCCGAAACGCACCAGUUUCAAUGAGAAUCUAACUGCGCAGGAUCAGAGUGUGCAAAGCGAGGUGUUCUGUUUCAGGUGAUGCUUGUAUCUUUCCUGAGAGUUUCCAAAUAGAAACACAUCAGAAAUUAGUAUAUCUUGUUAUUGUUCGAGCUGGACUCAACCCCCACAAGGCUGUCAGUGCAGAUUGCAUAUUUACUUUCUGUAAAUCCUAACAGCAGUCUCACAAAUGCUGAAAGCGGUAACACAUCUUAAAAUGUACGUUAUAAGAUUGUUUUAUCAUUUGAUGUUGGACCCUGGUGACUUGAGUCAUCCACUGCCUCUUUUUGACCGGCAGGAAUGAAAAUGUGCAUAGUUUGAGGAAAUGUGUGCAUGUUUUUUGAAGGUGUGCAGAUAAAACGGUACCCAUCACUUGGCAUGUCGGAUUUGAAAUGUUGCUCUCCAUAUUAAUGACUGUUUUGUUCAUGAAUGUAAAAAAAAAAAAAUGCAUAAGAAAAAUUGAUAGACAUA